UAGAGUUUUCAGGGCUGAAUACAGACCUGAAAAUGGAGGUCGUUCGGACGUUUAUAACUUUUGCUCUGCUGGUGGCUUGCGUCAGAGGAGCACCAGACAAUCGUGGGACCGAGUUUAUUUUUGGUUUCAUGGAGAACCAAGGUACCAGCUACAAUCUCGAGCUUUUCGUAACCACGUCACGAACAACAACUGUCAAUGUGCGUCUGACGUCACCAAGAUACACAAACCCGUCCAUAGACGAGUCAUUUACUGUUAUUGCUGGAACAGUUAAACAGCUUACCUUCAGCAAUAAUCUCCGAAUGACCGCUACUGGUCUGGAUUCGAAAGGGCUUCUACUAGUUGCUGACGACGAAGUGGUAAUAUAUGGCGUUAAUAAGGAGAGAUAUUCAUGCGAUGCAUUUCUGGGUCUUCCCACAGACGUCUUGGGAACCGAAUACUACGCUAUUACUCAAUAUCCACCAACUAGAUACACAGAGAUACUUGUUGUCGGUGUGAACGACUCGACAUCUGUUGGAUUCAGAUUGGCAGACCACAAUGACGUAAGUGUGACGUAUAAUGGUGUCACAUAUAGGAAAAACGAUUGGCUGAAUCUGACCAUCGAUAGGUUUGACACUUUUCAAAUACACACAUAUGGUGAUCUGACGGGUACUUACAUAGUCUCGGACAAAAUCGUGUCAGCCUUUAGCGGAAAUAAGAAAACUAAAAUUGGCACCGGAAACUCACAAGACCACUUGGUUGAACAUCUCACGCCGGUUAAUACAUGGGGAAAGCGGUUUGCACUAAUUCCUAUUGCAACCAGAACGACUGGGGACUACUACAAGUUCGUGGCGUCUGAAAGUGAUACGGUGGUAACAGUAAAUGCCUUGGAUGGUAAUACUGCUAAAAGUGAAACAAUCGACCUUGCAACAGGGGGCACGUUUUCACAGAAACAUUACAGCUCCAAUUUCUACGCUUACGUGACCUCGAACAAACCUAUCCUAGUAGCGCAGUUUGUUCUUAGCCAGGUAACUGAGUCGGCCGACCCUUCCAUGUUGAUAAUCCCACCAAUCGAGCAGUUUGCUUCUGACUAUACUUUCACCACGCCGGAAUACUCAUUAGGUUCUUACAGCAACUAUUUCAUGUUUGUACUCAAAGAGACAGAGAAAACCGGGCUCCGAUUGGAUGAACAGACGCUACCGUCUAAUACGGUGUAUAACAGUGUCCCAGGAACGGAUUUAGUCGGGGGAUAUGUAUCCCUGUCAGAAGGUUCACACACCAUCAGACAUAACUCUCCAAUCUCCGUAUUUGGUGGAUUCCUCUUCGGAAGGGCUCAUGCGGAGUCGUAUGGUUUUCCUACUGGUAUGAGGCUUUCCCCAAUAAACAUGGUCUGUGUCCCUUCUCAAAGUGUCACCGGCGAUGGUCUUGACAACGACUGUGACGGCCUCAUCGACGAGGAAAUAUGUACACCUGAUAACAACGCUACAGAUGACGACGGCGAUGGUUUUGCGGAGGAGGAUUGUGCCAACCCAACACCAAUCGACGGCGGGUGGACAGCUUGGGAGGCGUGGGGAAGUUGUACAUGUGUAGGCCAGACGUCGGCCUCAGGAGGGACCCAGAAGAGAAUGAGAACGUGCACUAAUCCCGUUCCGAAGUACGACGGCAAGCAAUGCCCAAGCGUAAAUCAAGAGGACCAGCAAUGCACUCCAAACUCCGACUGCUCAGCUGAUGGAACCUGGACACUUUGGGCGUCAUGGACCACGUGCUCUACAACGUGUGGCGGCGGAUCUUUUUCAAGAACACGCACAUGCACCGACCCUGCGCCUUCUGGAAACGGGGCAUCUUGUUCCGGAACUGGCUCCGACUCCGAAAGUUGCAACACUCAAGGGUGUCCUGUUGAUGGUGCCUGGGGAUCAUGGACCCAGUUUAGCGCAUGCAGCAAUUAUUGCGGCCCUGGAAACUCGAAUCGCACGCGCACAUGUGCAUCACCGGCUCCUCAAAAUGGUGGCCUUCUGUGUACCGGAGAUGACAUAGAGAGUCAAACAUGCACAGGGACUUGUCAAGUUGAUGGUAACUGGGCUGCUUGGCUACAGUGGGGUGUUUGUACGAAGUCGUGUGAUGGGGGCAUAAGGUCAAGGUCACGAACGUGUACUGACCCAGCGCCUUCUAGCAACGGUGACAUCUGCCCAGGCUCCACAGGGGAGUUUGACACUUGUGGAACAGCCCAAUGUCCAACUGUGGCAGCAGGAGUUUACCAGCAACUGUGUCCGACCAACUGGUUCACAUGCGAGUCUGGAACCAUGAGGUGUGUCCAGUGGUCAAUGAUGUGUGACUGCUCUAAUGAUUGCGAUGACGGAAGUGACGAAACAGUGGGAUAUGCCGGAUGUGACGCAGCACUCCAGGCUACCUGCCCUAGCUCAGCCGACAGUCUCCGCUCGCUGAACUUGCUGACUGUGAUGACAGCAGUGGUAUGUCUGAGCAAGGGCGCCACCUGGUAGAAAAACGAUGAUUUGUGUGAAAAUAGGCCGCCACCAUGUCAUAGCGACUUUGGUACAUACUAGAUUUCCUGUCAGUCAUUAAAUUGUUAUUUUAGUAGGUCAUUCCCUACGUAUGUAUAUGUAUAUGUAUAUGUAUUUUUACUUUGUAUAUAAAACACUUUAAUGGAAUAAGGUCAGUUAUCUAAUUAUAGUGUAAAUGUAAUACAGUUGUGGGAACGCACAACGCACCAAAUAUAGCGUGCGCACAUCAUCGUGCACACACCGUCCGCGCAUCGUCCAUACAUGGUGCGCACAACUGUGCGCUUUAACAAUCGUUCGCAUCGCUUCUCUCCGCACAAAUGGGCGAUUUGGUAGAGUUGGUUGAUCAACAUUACGGAAUGAAAAAAAUUGGAGCCCUCGUAUGGAAUAAAGAACGCGUGUUACACAGCAUUAGUGACCGUUAUACUGUCAAGAACGGGUUAAGCUCCUAAGUAACAGAACAGGUAAAUAACAUUUUGAUGAUUGACCGAAGUUGUACCUGGCCUGUGCCUGACAAAAAGAGCUGAAAUGUGAUACCUUAUGAACAUUAUGAAAACACAACUGGGCGUCAAGUAUUUGUUAUUUGCAUCGGUGUUGGUUUGUAGCAUCCUUUCACCUAGGCGGGUUACGUAAGUGCCCCAGGUGGAGGCAUUGGCUAUGUGUUCCUGUAUACGUGACCGUGUCAAUACAUGUAUGUGUUUAUGACCUAUUUUACAUGUGUCGAUUUGGUUCGUUUGGAAAACACGGAAAACAUCAUUUAUAAAUUUAAGAAAAUACAGAUAGAAUGAUCAGCUGAUGUAUAUAUGUGAAGCGAGAAUACAGAAAUAUACUUAAAUCAAGUUGAUAUGUUUAAACACGAAGCCGUAUUUAUUGUUAAGCCAUUUCUCAAUUUAGACCAACCACGAUUGUCAUCGCACAACUUUAGUCCAUCGUCCGCACAAAUGUGCACAAUUAUCGUCCAUAUUUCAAUCGUUCGCACACCGUGUACUCAUUGUGCACACUCCGUGCGAACAUCGUGUAACGUUGUGCGUUCCCACAACUGUACUUUAUUUUAUUCACACUCCUACACACUAUAUACAUACAUAUAUAUAUAUAAGAAAAUUGUGAUCUGUCAAAAUAAAAAUAAAAAAUCUUUUGA
Molecule: messenger RNA, 3630 nt
Organism: Mizuhopecten yessoensis (Yesso scallop)
Lineage: Eukaryota; Metazoa; Mollusca; Bivalvia; Pectinida; Pectinidae
Exons: 11
Coding region: 33-2474 (813 amino acids)
Molecular function (GO): protein binding
Source: RefSeq, a predicted model, not a curated record